Molecule: messenger RNA, 808 nt
Organism: Impatiens glandulifera
Lineage: Eukaryota; Viridiplantae; Streptophyta; Magnoliopsida; Ericales; Balsaminaceae
Exons: 1
Coding region: 54-644 (196 amino acids)
Source: RefSeq, a predicted model, not a curated record
ACAUAUUAAUCUCCAUUCCGAAUCUCCAAUUACUCAACAACCACAAGCCCUUCAUGUGGUACCGGGGCUCCGCUCCAAUGCAGUCGCCGGUGACGAUCACGGCGGCGGCGGCCCCCUGUCUAAGCAAUAGUACUACUUCUUUCAAGUUCCUCGGUGGCCGAUUUAUCGCCAAAUGGUCGCCGCUCAGACCUGUAUUUGUCUCUCAGCAUCUCGCUCAACAGAUGGAUGGUAACCAAAAAGAAAUCGGAGGUGGCCUGGGCUACGCCGUCCUCAGUGCUCUGGAAUCAUCGAAAACACCGCCGGAAAAAAAUUCCGGUCUGCUAAGAACAAAUAACCGUACGUCAAAUACAGCGGAACGGAAAUCGCGGCGGCAGCAGCAACGACGAGGACAAGAGAGUGGAGAAUUAAGAGGAUCUGAUAUCCUGUUAGCUAUAGAAAAGGCUUCUUUUCAGAAAAUCGAAAAGAAAAAGAUGUUAAAGAAAGAGAAACUCGAUGAAAUUAGUGAGACGGAUAGUGAUGAAGAUGAGGGUGAGGAUUUCAGCAGCGUUCGGACGUUGAACAUAAGAAGCGAUUGGUCGAGCCGUCUGGUUGAAUUGGAAAGGCGUCUUCAAGACCUUAUUAAUGUCUCCUCUUCCACAAAGUGAGUUAAUAAAAUGUUUAAACAAAACCAAAACACAUGUAUUCAUUUAUAUCUACUACUUAAUUACAUGUUUCUUCUAGACAACAUGUACUGGUUUAGACUCUUUAAAAUGGACAUCUAAGUCACAACUUUAUGUAAUUCAAACAAUUUAUUUUUUUCUUUCAAACA